GCUAUAGCAGAGAUGCAUGCAAAGUGCUCUGGGAGGAGCCCCAUCUCCACAUGAGGCAGUUGAACGACGUUUCAGCUGAGUCUUGACAUCUGAAGGUCUAGUGAUAGCUGGGUGCAGGAAUAUUGUGCAGGAGGGCCAUGUGUCCUGGACCAUGAAGAAGGAUGACUUCUGACUGCUCCUCCACGCACUGCUCUACUGAGUCCUGUACCACGGCUUCCGGUUGUGCACCUGCCUCAAGCUGUUCCAUGGAAACAGCCUGUCUCCCCGGUGCCUGUGCUACAUCCCAAUGUCAGACUCCAAGCUUCCUAUCCAGGUCUCGCGGGCUGACCGGUUGCCUCCUGCCAUGCUACUUUACUGGGAGUUGUAAUAGUUGCUGCUCGGUGGGGAACUGUGCCUGGUGUGAGGAUGGGGUCUUCACUAGCAAUGAGAAGGAGACGAUGCAGUUCCUGAAUGACAGACUCGCCAACUAUCUGGAGAAGGUGCGCAGCCUGGAGGAGACCAACGCAGAGCUGGAAUCCAGGAUCCAAGCACAAUGUGAACAGGAUAUCCCAAUGGUGUGCCCCAAUUAUCAGCGUUACUUCAACACCAUUGAAGAUCUCCAACAGAAGAUCUUAUGCACGAAAGCAGAGAAUUCUAGACUUGCUGUACAGCUUGACAACUGCAAACUGGCCACUGAUGACUUUAAGUCAAAGUACGAGAGUGAACUGUCCCUUCGCCAGCUGUUAGAGGCUGACAUCAGCAGCCUGCAUGGGAUCCUGGAUGAACUGACCCUGUGCAAAUCUGAUCUGGAGGCCCAUGUGGAGUCUCUGAAGGAAGAUCUCCUUUGCCUUAAGAAAAACCAUGAAGAGGAAGUCAGCUUGCUUCGUGGACAGCUUGGCGACCGCCUCAGUGUGGAGUUGGACGCUGCCCCCACCCUUGACCUCAACAGGGUCCUGGAUGAGAUGCGCUGUCAGUAUGAAACGGUGCUUGCCAACAAUCGCAGAGAAGCUGAAGAAUGGUUCGCUGUUCAGACAGAAGAGCUGAAUCAGCAGCAACUGUCCAGUGCGGAGCAGCUGCAGGGCUGCCAGACGGAGAUCUUGGAACUGAAACGCACAGCCAAUGCUCUGGAAAUUGAGCUCCAAGCACAGCAAAGCCUGACAGAAUCUCUGGAAUGCACCGUGGCAGAAACCGAGGCCCAGUACAGCUCCCAGCUGGCCCAGAUUCAGUGUCUGAUUGAUAACGUGGAGAACCAGCUGGCCGAGAUCCGCUGCGACCUGGAGCGACAGAACCAGAAGUACCAGGUACUCCUGGAUGUGAAGGCCCGGCUGGAGGGUGAGAUCAACACAUACCGGGGCCUGCUGGACAGCGAGGACAGCAGGCUUUCCUGUAACUCAUGUUCGACCACAUGCACCUCGAGCAACACUUGUGAGCCAUGCUCAGCCUAUGUCAUCUGCACAGUUGAAAACUGCUGUUCGUGAAUGUUAAGGACAGCAGGGUAGAGGAAUCAAAGCCAGCAGCGUCAUAGAAAGGAGAUGGGGCUUCAACCAGGGACAUCCAAACCGGAAGCACAAAUCCAGGGGGCUCUCAUAUCCUGCAAUUGCCCUCCAGGCAUCCUCAGUCUUUCUAUUUUACUAUUUCCUCUCCUUCCGGCUUAUUUGUGGUAUGCUGGGAGCCCAUAAAGCAUUCUUGCUCAUCU
Nomascus leucogenys (northern white-cheeked gibbon) is the source of this 1675-nucleotide messenger RNA. RefSeq names its product keratin 40 (gene KRT40). The record is from RefSeq and is a predicted model, not a curated record. Gene Ontology annotation, molecular function: structural molecule activity. NCBI's taxonomy places the organism in Eukaryota, Metazoa, Chordata, Mammalia, Primates, Hylobatidae.